Prunus armeniaca (apricot) is the source of this 624-nucleotide messenger RNA. The record is from the annotation of a GenBank genome assembly. NCBI's taxonomy places the organism in Eukaryota, Viridiplantae, Streptophyta, Magnoliopsida, Rosales, Rosaceae.
AUGAUAAGAACUGCUUUAAUAUUUGUCUUGAAUGUGAUCUUUGGCUUUGCCUUGUGGAUUAUUUGGAAGAGUAGUUGCAAGAAGAUUUUUUAUGUUAAUCUGGAUCAUUGCUUUCUUUAUGGAGUUUGUCUGCCAAGCUGCGAGCUUGCUAAGGUGGAAGCCCUUUUGAAUUGUAAGUUUCGUCCUUCUAGGUGGUGGAAAUUGAAUACUGAUGGCUGUAGGAAAGGUGAGGAAGGGAAUAUUGGUGCUGGAGGUCUAAUAAAAAAUUCUAAUGGUGAUUGGGUUGGUGGCUUUUUUGGUAAUAUUGGGAUUGGCUCUGUUUUACAGGCUGAAAUUUCGGUUGUUCUUUUUGGCUCAAGGCUUGCAAGCCACAAUCCAAUUUUUUUUCCUUUGAUUGUGGAACCUAAUUCUAAGUUGGUUGUUACGUUGGUGAAUGACUCUAGUUGUGACCCUUUACAUCCUCUCUUUAGCCUUAUUUUCUGUUGUAAAUCUCUCAUGUCUUGUGGUACAUGCCGUAUUCAACAUGCCUACAGGGAAAGUAAUUCUAUUGUUGAUUUACUUGCUUUUAUUGGGAUCGCGGAGCCUUCGGGCUCCAUAUUUGGGACACUCACUCUGCUGCUGUGA